AUGUCGGCACCAAUCUCUCUGUCCGCUGUCUCCUCCAGCGAGAGCCUCAUCAAGCUCCCUCACCCGUACCACGCCGAGUACGCCGUCCAGCGCGCCUUCAACCACGACACCUAUGCCGGCAAGACGCAGACGACUCCCCUCCCCGAGCGUCUUCACAGCGAGAACCUCUACUUCUCCGAGCCCGCGGACCUCAAGUCGAGCGAGCUCCCGGCCGACUCCAACAACAGCGCCUGGGCCCGCGCCCGCCGCUCCCCGAGCGCCGUCUUCUCGUGGGACGGCAAGACCAAGCCCACGCUCGCCCAGGCCUGGCUCCUCGUCUACGUCAUCUUCGUCCUCCGCCCCGCGGAAGAGCUCGUCCGCCUCGAGCUCCGCGGCGCCGGCGCCGACGUCCUCGGCCAGCAGCUCCGCGAUGUCCUCCUCGCCAUCGAGCAUCCUACCCAGACAGACGCCCAGAAGCCCGCCGCGUCCGCGGAGCAGUCCACCGUCGUCCUCCUCCGCUCCGCCUUCUGGCAGGGCGCCGGGUCGCCGUUCGGUCCCCGUCCCGUCUGGCUCCCGCAGGAAUCCCCCGCGGCCCUCGAUAACCCUCUCUCCUCGUACCCCUUGACCCCCCUCCAGCACACCAUGACGGCCGUCUCGGCCUCGGACCCGUCGAACCCGAACCUCUACCAGCAGGCGUGGCACCCGAUCCGGCCGGCCAAGCCUGCGCCGGGGGCCACGGUGUACAGCCGCUGGAUCCCGCAUCUCAAGGAGACGUUCAGCAUGGUGGCGCUCGACUACCGCAACGCGGAGCACCUGCGUCUGUUCCACGAGUGGCAGAAUGAUCCGCGCGUGUCGCAGGGGUGGAACGAGACGGGCACGCUCGACCAGCACCGCGAGUACCUGCGCAAGAUUGACGAGGACCCGCACCAGUUUGCCAUUCUUGCCGCGUGGGAGGACACUUUCUUUGCUUACUUUGAGGUCUACUGGGCCAAGGAGGACAAGCUAGGCGGCUACUACGACGCCCAAGACUGGGACCGCGGCCGGCACUCGCUGGUCGGCGACGUGCGCUUCCGCGGACCCCACCGCGUGACGGCGUGGUGGUCCUCGCUGAUGCACUUCCUCUUCCUCGACGACCCGCGGACCUCGUGGGUCGUGGGCGAGCCCAAGAAGACCAACGACACGGUGCUCAUGUACGACUUCAUGCACGGGUUCGGGCUGGAUAAGUUUGUGGAUCUGCCGCAUAAGCGGAGUGCCUUUGUGCGGUGCUCGCGCGAGCGCUUCUUCCAGCUUUGUCCGUUGGGGGAUAAUGAAAAGGUUGUGGGCGGGAUGAGGAUUCAGCUUGUGCCCAAGUUGUAG
Messenger RNA from Colletotrichum godetiae, 1335 nucleotides. RefSeq names its product acyl-CoA N-acyltransferase. The record is from RefSeq and is a predicted model, not a curated record. The transcript has 3 exons. Lineage: Eukaryota; Fungi; Ascomycota; Sordariomycetes; Glomerellales; Glomerellaceae. Gene Ontology annotation, biological process: siderophore biosynthetic process. Bases 1 to 1335 code for a protein of 444 amino acids.